AAUGUCAAACUAGCCGUUACCUUUUAAAAGCUCAGCGGUCUCCGCUCCCUUCUUGAAAGUUUUAUCUCUCUUUUUCCUCACAACUCAACCAUUUCUCUCACAUAGAAAGAUGUUUACUGAAGGUCUAGAUGAAAGCGCAAUCAACUGGAUCAAGCAGGGAUCAGAUGUUCAAGAACCCCGUAUUCGUUCUCCUUUGUCUCCAUUGUCAGAGGAGCUGUGCUCUCACAACCCAUUUCCAAAAUCUCCUACAGACCCAAUCCAGAAAUCUCCACUUUUAUAUAAUUCCAAUAAUUUUAGUUCUUCCCAUUUGUUACCUCCUCUGAAAUUCCACUCUGGUUUACUUACUCCUCGCAACUUAGUAGCCCCAUGCCUAGACGACAAUGAUAAUGAGAGCGUGGCAUCAGUUACGGAUUAUAUGGGCGGAAACUACUCAGAGGAGGAGGAAGAGGACGUGGGUGUUACUGAUAUCGACUACUUGGGGAAGCCAGAUUUGCAAUGCUAUGAUGAGGAGGAGAUACAUGGGAACAGGCCUAAAACGAGGUUGAAUAGGGGGUUGUUGAAAGAAGAUUUGAAAAUUGUUGUUCCGGACAAUUUUGGAAGGUUCAGCGACUGUGACCUGGCCAGUAGAAAAACUGUCCUUAAGAAUUCGACCCCAGCUGGAAGUUGUCCACUUCGAGAGAGAGUCCAGAUGCGCAAUGCACAUGCAAUAUUUGAUGGGAAUUAUAGUCACAAAACAAACGUGUUUAAAGAAGCCGGAGAUUUGGGGACUCCAAGUGCACCUCCAAUUGUGGAAACUGGGGGAGAAGAAAAGAGUUUUGUAGUUGAAGCUGAAAUUCAGAAAACUAGAGUUGAAGUUUCCGAGUCAAGAGAAACAGAUCCUUUUGAUGGAAGUAGAGAAGGUCUAGUAGAUGGAACAUCCCAAUCAAUGCACAGCACUGAAUUUGUUGAAAGACUAGAGAAGACCAUGGCUGGAGAAAAAGAAGAAACGAUGCCUUAUUGGCAGACAAGCUCAUUGGAUUAUAAUGCCAGUGGUCAAUAUGCUUGGCAAACUUUAAUAACUUAUGAUGCAUGUAUCCGCUUAUGUCUCCAUGCAUGGGCUAGGGGAUGUACAGAGGCUCCGGAAUUUCUGCUUAAUGAGUGUCUGCUUCUUCGAAGUGCCUUUGGAUUACACAAAUUUUUGUUGCAACCGCGAGGUGUACAACCAAUAGAAGUCAGAACUAUGAAGAAUGCAGAACAAAUAUUCCCUUCGAAGAUAAAGAAGGUUGCUGGGAAGAUAAGAGUUGAGGUAAGGAAACUUCGAAUAAUACCUAGGCGAAAACUGAAGAGCACAUACUCUCAGCGCAGUGCAAUCUACAUGCAAAUGGGGAAAGAGUAUGCUCAGCAUUUUUCAUCGUUAGUGAAAACUGGCAUGAAUUCUCUUAAACUAGCUUCAUUUUCAGUGACAUCAGAAGAGCAACUGUCGUGCUUAUUCCAACUGAAAAGCACCAGUGAAGAUGCUCAACUUGAACAAGGUUCUACCAUUUCCUUACGCCCUGGAAGUGGGGAGUACCAUGUGUUUUUCCCAGAAAGCGAAGCAGAUGCUCUUUUAGUAGAAGUCCAGGAUGCAAAACAAUCAGUCCAAGGUCGAGCUACAAUUCAGAUUUCAUCAUUGAAUGAUAAUCUUAGUGACAGAAUUCGGUGGUGGCCUUUAUUCCAUGAUGAUCAAGAAUGUGUUGGGAAGAUACAACUCUCAAUUGGUAGUACAAUUACAUGUGACGAGAAUAAUAAUAUAAAGAGUGGUCCUGUUGUGGAAACUCUAGCUUAUAAUCUACUGUUGGAGGCUGCUAUGCGUGCACAACAUUUUCAAUCUCAAAACCUACGAUUGCAUGGACCUUGGAAGUGGCUGCUGACUGAAUUUGCAGACUAUUAUGGUGUUUCUGAUUCAUAUACAAAAUUGAGAUAUCUUUGGCAUGUCAUGAAUGUGGCCACUCCAACUAGAGACUGCUUAGAGCUGGUAAACGAAUUUCUUGUACCCAUCAUAAAGGCUAGGGGAGACAAAAGUUUGACUAGACAAGAGAAAAGUUUAUUAUUAGAUUGUGAAACACAAAUUGAGAGUCUGUUGGCAAACGUUUUCGAGAACUACAAGUCUCUGGAUGAAAACUCUCACACUGGGUUGGCAGAUCUGUUUGGUCCAGUGCAGGAAUCUGCUGCACCAGCUUUAGCUCCUGCUGUUGAAGUCUACGCCUUUCUUCAUGACAUACUAUCUCAAGAUGCACAGACUAUGCUGAGAAACUAUUUGCAGACAGCAGCUAAGAAAAGGUGUCGGAAGCACAUGAUUGAGACUGAUGAGUUUGUGUCUAACAACUCUGAAGGUUUCCUCAUGGAUUCCAUUACUAUCUCAACAGCUUAUUUGAAAAUGAAGAAUCUGUGUACGAGUAUUGGAAAAGAAAUUCAGGCAGACAUCAAAAUCCACAAUCAGCACAUAUUCCCAAGUUCAAUUGACUUGUCAAACAUCACUGCUGCUGUCUACAGCACUGAGUUGUGCAAUAGGCUUAGAAGUUUCCUUUGUGCCUGGCCUCCAUCUAGCCCACAGCCACAUGUAAAUGAACUUCUAAUAGCAGUUGCUGAUUUUGAGCGGAAUCUUGAUCUCUGGAAUAUCAGUCCAGUGCAGGGUGGUGUAGACUCAAGGGGCUUGUUCCACAGUUACAUAAUGGUGUGGGUACAGGAUAUGCAACUUAACUUGCUUGACCAGUGCAAAGCUGAAAAAGUGCCAUGGGCUGGAGUAACAACAAAUCAUACCACCUCUUCAUUUGCUGAAGAAAUGUAUGAGAAAAUCAAGGAUUCCCUUAUUGAGUAUGAAGUGGUUAUCAAUCGGUGGCCCCAAUAUUCAUUGAUUUUGGAAAAUGCUGUUGCUGAUGCGGAAAGAGCAAUCAUUAAGGCUUUGGAGAAGCAAUACAAUGACAUCUUAACCCCUUUGAAAGAUAGCAUUCCGAAGAGGCUUAAUAUGCAUGUUCAGAAACUGACAAGAAGACAAUCAACAGCACUCUAUUCUGCACCUAAUCAAUUGGGGAUUUUUCUGAAUACCAUCAAGAGAAUUCUAGAUGUCUUACAUUGUAGAUUGGAGGACAUCUUGAAGUCUUGGGCAUCCUAUCUGCCUGUCGUGGGAGAUAGAAAGUCACUCUUUGGGGAGCAGAUGAAUGGAAUCACAGUUCUGUUGAGAACAAAAUACAAAAAUUAUCUGCAGGCAACAGUUGAACAGCUUGUCCACAAUAUGCAAGCUAACAGGAGCACACGACUAAAAAGAAUUUUGGAGGAAAUAAAGGAAGAAGAUGGAGAGGCUGAGGUUCGUGAAAGAAUGCACAUGCUGAGUUCACAGCUUACUGACUCUAUAUCUAACUUGCAUGAGGUCUUCACCGGUAGGAUAUUUGUUGCAGCAUGUCGUGGGUUAUGGGACAGGAUGGGACAGAUUGUUUUGAAGUUUCUAGAAGGAAGGAAGGAGAACAGGGUUUGGUAUAAUGGCUCUUGUUAUGCUUUAGGGAUACUGGACGACACCUUCGCUUCAGAAAUGCAGAGACUACUUGGAAAUUCACUUCAAGACAAGGAUCUAGAGCCCCCUCGAUCAGUAAUCGAAGCUCGAUCUAUUCUUUGCAGAGAUGCAACAAAUGCAGCUGAUACAUCUACGUACUUCUACGUUUAGUGGAUGAGUCUUCCCCAGAACCAGUGUCAACUCACAUUUUUUUAAUAGUUAUACAUGCUUUUAGCAUAAGUGGCAUACCAAUGAUACACCUUUCAGCAAUCAAAUUUCAUUACAUUCUUUUUUGUAUAUAAUCAUCCCUGCAAUCUGUGUAAUAUUGAAAUUGUUUGUAAUUUUGUUUUUUGCUAAAGAAUAAAAUUUCAACAAGUUAAAAUGCA
This is a messenger RNA of Hevea brasiliensis (rubber tree), 3891 nucleotides long. RefSeq lists its product as uncharacterized. The transcript is spliced from 22 exons. Bases 110 to 3676 code for a protein of 1188 amino acids. The record is from RefSeq and is a predicted model, not a curated record. Lineage: Eukaryota; Viridiplantae; Streptophyta; Magnoliopsida; Malpighiales; Euphorbiaceae.